Messenger RNA from Penicillium malachiteum, 1485 nucleotides. Its product is annotated as sorting nexin-4. Gene Ontology annotation, cellular component: phagophore assembly site. Bases 1 to 1485 code for a protein of 494 amino acids. The record is from RefSeq and is a predicted model, not a curated record. The transcript is spliced from 2 exons. Gene Ontology annotation, molecular function: phosphatidylinositol binding. Lineage: Eukaryota; Fungi; Ascomycota; Eurotiomycetes; Eurotiales; Aspergillaceae. Gene Ontology annotation, biological process: cytoplasm to vacuole targeting by the Cvt pathway; autophagy.
AUGGAUCAACACGACGACUUCGAUAGUGUUUCCUGGAAACAUGACGGCGACAGUGAUCUUUCGCGACCAACCACUUCGGGAACGGAUGCAGAGGAAUCACAUAGAUAUGACCAAGAUGUCAAUGGCAAGCGUAGAAUGAGCUCAGCUCAUGAGGAACCACAAGCUGGCCCACUAGCCGACGCAGUUGACUUGGCUGGCAUCGGAGACGGUGUACUCGAGUGUCAGGUCGACGCACCCUUGAAAGAGAAUGAUGGCACAAAGGAUGCCUAUAUCUCAUACCUGGUCACAACGCAUACCGAUUUCAAGUCAUUCCAAAAGCCCGAAUUUCAUGUUCGGCGACGAUUCACGGAUUUCUAUUUCCUGUACAAGACUCUAUACCGCGAAUACCCAGCAUGCGCCGUCCCACCGCUGCCGGAUAAGCAUAAGAUGGAGUACGUCCGAGGCGACCGGUUCGGCACGGAAUUCACAUCGCGACGAGCAUGGUCCUUACACCGGUUUCUCAAGCGCCUGUCACUGCACCCUGUACUCCGGCGCGCGCCCCUGCUUGCGAUUUUCUUAGAAUCGCCGGACUGGAAUGCACAUAUGCGACUACAUUCGACUCGCGGGUCAACAACUGCUUCGUCCGAGAAUGCCUCCACUAAGAUAUUCGAUAAUUUCACCGAUACAUUUGUCAACGCUUUCACCAAGGUACACAAACCUGAUCGUCGAUUUAUUGAGGUGAAGGAGAAGGCAGAUAAGCUGGAUGAAGAUCUAUCGCAUGUGGAGAAAACCGUGGUGCGGGUCGCCCGGCGUGAAUCGGACUUGGAGACGGAUUACACAGAUCUAGCGAAUCAGUUUCGCAAACUGGUCCCUCUGGAACCUGCAGUUGAAAUGCCAUUACAGGUCUUCGCAGCAUCAGUGGAGGAGACCGCUCGUGGAGUACGGGGGUUGAAAGAUCACACAGAUCAGAACUACUUGGGCUCUCUGCGUGAUAUGGAGGCAUACAUACUAUCAGUCAAGUCUCUUUUAAAGACUCGCGAGCAGAAACAACUCGACUUUGAGGCCUUGAUUGAUUAUCGCAACAAAGCCGUCGCUGAGCGAGACUCCUUGACUGCAAACCCUGCUGCUUACUAUGCAUCCAAUCCUCUUACCUCUUCACCUGCCUCCUUCAUCCGCUCAAAGAUGGAGGAUAUGCGAGGCGUUGAUCAUGAACAAUCCCGUCGUGAACGUGUUCGCAAGCUUGAGCUUCGUAUCGAUGAACUGACACGUGAAGUUGAAUCCGCCAAGACCACAUCUGAGAUGUUUGACGAAGAAGUUGUUCGCGAAGUGGCUGAUUUCGAGCGUAUCAAGGCUGUUGAAUUUCGCGAUUCUCUCGGUGCUCUUGCUGAGUCUCAUAUUGACUUCUACCAAGGUGUCAUGUCUACUUGGGAGCGCUUCAUUGUAGAGAUGGAAGGGGACUCAGACCUUGGGCAAGAAUCAGAGGCUGCUGCUCUGGGAGCACGGUAA